This is a messenger RNA of Thalassophryne amazonica, 3897 nucleotides long. RefSeq names its product kin of IRRE-like protein 1. The transcript has 15 exons. Gene Ontology annotation, molecular function: cell adhesion molecule binding. Gene Ontology annotation, biological process: cell-cell adhesion. The record is from RefSeq and is a predicted model, not a curated record. Lineage: Eukaryota; Metazoa; Chordata; Actinopteri; Batrachoidiformes; Batrachoididae. Bases 1 to 2442 code for a protein of 813 amino acids. Gene Ontology annotation, cellular component: cell-cell junction.
AUGGGGGAGGAGGAGGAGGAGGAGGAGGGGUGGACAGCGAGGUUCUCUCAGGAGCCGGCAGACCAGUCGGUGGUUCGGGGCCAGAGGGUGAUCCUGUCUUGUGUUGUCUUCAACUACUCUGGCAUUGUUCAGUGGACCAAAGAUGGCCUGGCUCUGGGCAUCGGAGAAGACCUCCGGGCCUGGCCCAGGUACCGUGUGCUGCGUGUUCAGGAGUUGGGCCAGUAUAACCUGGAGAUUCUGUCCGCCGAUCUGUCUGAUGACUCGCUGUACGAGUGCCAGGCCCCGGAUGCUGCCCUGAGAUCCAGGAGGGCCAAACUCACCGUCCUCAUCCCGCCAGAUGACCCGGUGAUAGACGGCGGUCCGGAGGUGUUACUGACUGCACGAGAGUCCUACAACCUCAGCUGUGUGUCUCGAGGGGCCAAACCGCCUUCUACAAUCGAGUGGCUCAAAGAUGGCCUUCCUGUGGACGGGGCUGUCAGCAUGACUGAGGUGCUUCCGGACCGAAAGAGAGUCACCACCCGUAGCUACCUGCCGAUCCAACCGGUCGACACAGAUACUGGGAGGAACUACAGUUGUAUAGCCACCAAUCUGGCAGCUCCCACCGGCAAAAGCACAACAGUCACUCUCAAUGUGCACCACCUGCCAACAGUGACCUUGUCUAUUGAGCCUCGCUCCGUACACGAGGGGGACAGAGUCACCUUCACCUGCCAGGCUCAUGCCAACCCUCCUAUUAUGGGCUACAGGUGGGCUAAGGGUGGCGUCAUUCUGCAAGGUGCGAGAGAGAGCGUGUUCACCACCAAGGCCGACCACUCCUUCUUCACCGAGCCCGUCUCCUGUCUAGUUUUCAACGCCGUAGGAAAGACCAAUGUCAGCAUCCUGGUGGACGUGCACUUCGGGCCGAUCCUGUUGGUGGAGCCGCAGCCAAAAACAGUGGAUGUGGACUCUGAUGUCACACUCAACUGCAAAUGGGCUGGAAAUCCCCCGCUCACACUCACCUGGUUCAAAAAGGGUUCCAACAUGGUUCUCAGUAACAGCAACCAGCUGUACUUGAAGUCCGUGAGCCAGGCUGAUGCUGGUCAGUAUGUGUGUAAGGCCAUCGUCCCUCGAAUCGGAGUUGGCGAAACUGAGGUCACGCUUACUGUCAACGGUCCUCCCAUCAUCUCCAGUGACCCAGUCCAGUACGCGGUAAGAGGAGAACGAGGCGAGGUGAAAUGCUACAUAGCCAGUACGCCACCUCCGGAUAAGAUUGUGUGGGCGUGGAAGGAGAAUGUGUGGGAGAAGGAAAAGGGGACCCUGCUGGAGAGGUACACGGUGGAGCAGAGCAAACCGGCGGCCGAGGGCGGUGGCGUCCUCUCCACCCUCACCAUCAACAACGUGAUUGAGUCCGAUUUCAUGUCGACGUACAACUGCACGGCAUGGAACUCAUUUGGCCCGGGCACCGUGAUCAUCUCACUGGAGGAGACUGAGGACGUCCCAGUGGGGAUCAUAGCCGGCGGGACGGUGGGCUGCACCAUCCUCCUGUUCAUCUGUCUGCUGGUCCUUGUGCUGAUCUUCUACCGCCAGCGCAAAGGCAGCCGGCGCGGGGUCACGCUGGGUAAGCCCGACAUCAAGGUGGAGACGAUAAACAAAGAGACCCACAGCUUAGAGGAGGACUCUGGCAGCGUGUCCACGGCAUCGCGCAUGGUGAAAGCCAUGUACUCGCCCUUUAAGGAUGACAUAGAGCUCAAAUCAGACCUGCGCAGCGACACCCUGGACACCCGUCAGGAGUAUGAUUUGAAGGACCCCACCAAUGGCUACUACAACGUGCGUGCCUCAACCCAUGAUGAAGGCCGCCCCGCCUCUCGCUCCACCAUGCACUACUCUGACUACCGCUCCCCAACAGGAACACCAGGGGGAGCGGCUUCUAUUAGUAGUAGCACCGGCGGGUCAGGAGCCACAGCCAGCGGGGGAGCCCCUGGUCCUCCAGGUCCCCUCACCUCACCUGGCCGCCCGCAAGCCUGCUAUGACCCCCGGCCCCCCUCUAGACUUUCCCACAUUAGCUACGCUCAGUUUAACACCUUCACCCGCGGGGGCCAAAGCCAACAACCUCCAGCCAACCCUGCGCCAGCUGCCGGCGACUUCCCAGGAGACUGCAGCCUCCUGGACUCUACGUCUCAGCUGGCUUAUGACAACUAUGGAUACCCCUCACAUUACUCCACGUACCGCAUGGGUUUUGCCCCGUCCAGCUUGGCCCCUCUAGAGGCCGGCCCAUCUUAUGAGAUGUAUGGGGUAGGAUCCGGGGUGGGGGCAACCGGAGUCGGGGUGGGCCCUGGGGGUCCGACUCCGGCGGGAUCAGAGACUGGACUUGGGAAGUACGGCAGCUCCACUCGCUUCUCCUACACUUCCCAACACUCUGACUACUCCCACAGCCGACACACACAGAGGAUGCAGACUCACGUGUGAGAGAGCGACGUGUCGCCACGUCACAGUGUUAGCAGAGCGCGAGGGGAGCGUCUUAUAAAUAGCGUUACACAUAAAAAAAAAAAACACACAACCACACAUUUACACGCAGAGACACCCACACUCCUCACUGCACACAAGCACACAGCUACACAACACAAAAAAACUCCCAAAACAAAACAAAAAAAUCACAAAGACACACCCAUGCACAGUCAGAAGACCACGCCCACAAGAUAGGGAGGGUGUGGGAUACGCAGAGGCUGGACAGAAGACGGGGAAGCAUCGACUUCCCCCGCUCCAGAUGUGUUUGUAGAUCUGAGCUCUGAAAGAGCAGAUGGUGCAAGUCACAAUCAAGACUGAAAGAGAGAGAAAGAGAGAGAGGAGAUCGCAGAUCUUUAAAGCCUGUGCAACAAAUUUAAAUGUAAAUGACGGGAACGUCAAAACUGGUACACACUGAUCAGGAUAAACCUCAACCAGUGACGUCAUGUCUGGUCAACAUUUUAAUUUUUGUCUUUCUUUGUUUCUUUUGGUUGGUUUUAUUCGGUGGUCAUAGAGCACAUUUAUAUAUAGUGUCUCUGUACAGUGGUUGGCGGCGGGAGGAUUUAGGGUCGGGUCGGGUGGGGCGGGUUGUCAUCAUUUUGCACUGCAUCUACAGUAUUCAUGCUUAAACAUCUCUUACCUAUACCUGUGUAAUGUCCCGUUUUUAUUUGCACACCAAACUAGAGCUUUGUAUUCUAUUUUUUAACAUUACAGAAUUAUUUUUGUCAACGUAAAAAUGUGUAUUGUGUAUGUACGGACCAAAUGUUUGAGCGUGGGUUUUCACCCGUGGCGGCAGAUUGCCAACACGACAAAGAAGAAGAGCUUGAAUUCCUCCUAUAACGUGCUGAUAGGAUUCAUAUCGGUGUAUACGAGAAACCUAGUGCCAAGUGUUCAUGUCGUCCUUCACCGUAGACCAUGUACAGUAUAUGCAGUAGAAGCCCCUUCCCUUGGCGACUGUUGCUAUGCCUUGAGUCGUUCCUUGAAGUUUUAGAUGGCUUUUUCUCUGAGCUUUUAGCUCCAGACAGAAAAAUCGCAGAUGUUGGAUUUCAAACUGAGUGGCCUUAUAGGGGAACGUGUGGUACAUUUCCAUUCGAGUCAUUCCUCAUUGUCAGUGUGCCAAACGGCCGGGGUUAGAAUGUGUAAGUAGAGGUUUCGUCAAAGGCUCGCCCCACAGUACCGACAUGAUCGGGAAGCGCAAGUCGUCGAUUUGUACAGUGCGUUUGUACAGACGUGUGAAUGGCCGGAAAACACGUGGCGCCCGACCUGUGCGUGCAUGCGGCUGUCAUGUGUAUGUGUCUCCAUGUGCGGGUGCGUGUGUGCUGGUAUGUGUCCAUAUCAUUUCUCUCACAAUCCCGUUACAGUACUUUUAUACCUCUGGUAGGACUGUAUCCUGUAUUAUUGUGUCUUUGAAUUUAGAAA